Messenger RNA from Juglans regia (Persian walnut), 2344 nucleotides. RefSeq lists its product as uncharacterized. The coding region runs from base 1148 to 2047 and encodes 299 amino acids. Lineage: Eukaryota; Viridiplantae; Streptophyta; Magnoliopsida; Fagales; Juglandaceae. The record is from RefSeq and is a predicted model, not a curated record. The transcript is spliced from 2 exons. Gene Ontology annotation, cellular component: membrane.
UAUCAUAAUGCAUUACAUAUCCUACGUUCAAAUACAUAUGAGUGCUCUACUUUCACUCUAUUUUUUUUUUGGUUCUUCAUCCACUUCCACUAGUUCCACCGGUCCAUCUCUUUUGCUAUCCAUCCGCAUCCAGAUGCUUUUAUCUCUUUUGCUAUUCUUCAGAUCUUCUCAACAAGAUUUUGUCUUUCUAACUUCCAAAUCCAUUGCUCACUCUUGUACCACUUUUUACCCUCUCCAAGAAAUCUUAGCCAUUUCCAUUGAAGAAAGGAGAAAGAACCCCAACUCCACUACCAUUUCUUUCACCACCUUAUCCAAAUAUCUUUGUAUCCCUUCCACACUCCGUGAUAAUCUUCACUAACUAACGUAUGUCUCCGUGAUAGAAUCCAGAUUUAGCCAAAAUGCAGGCCGUCUGGCGACUCUGAGAUGGGUCGGUGGUGUUGCUGAGCUGUUCCUGUGAUCUUACCCAGAAAUUGAACGAUGAUACUCUUGAAGAUUCUAGGGUUUUAUGCGUUUUCUGGUGGGUGAUAUGCUAUUCGUUGGCGUCUUUAAUAGCUGUGCCGUCGUGGGUUUCUGUGAGUUGGCGAAUUCGGGUUUUGCAUGGUUUGCUCUGUUUCAAGCGAACUGUGAAAGUAGGACAUUUCGCCCUUUGUUUGUUGGGUAGCUCAAACCUUGGAGAAGAUUUUGGGAUUUCUACUCAAACCCCAUCAUCCUAAUCCGUAGGGAGAUCAGGCUUUCAAUUCCUUGGAGAAAUGAAAUCAUGCUUAAAAGAUUCCCCGAGCCUUUGAGAGCUUCUUUUACAAGGAUUCCAAAAGGAAAAUAAAGGUAUUCUGAGCUGAGGCCAUAAGGGGUUGCAACGGUUGAAAGCUUCAAAGCUGCUUUAUACCACCCUCUACCCUCCCUGAGAAUAUAACUGUUCCUUUUGACACUCCCAAGACCGUUGUUGUUUACAUUUGGUAGAGAUAGACGUUGCCUCCAAGUAUGAGAUUUGAAGCUUCUUUGCUCAGAUUUGCAUGUUUCCGCAAUUAUUCUAUGGAUCUGAUGGAUUAAAUAUAUUUCUUGUUGUUGUCCAUCUGGUAUUCUCUGGGAUUUUACAAGCUCAAAAUUUCAGUGGCAUUGAGCUCAAACUGUCAAAUAUUCCAAAGCAUCGAUGGGGCUUCUUCUUUGGAGUCUCUCGAUGCCUAUUCUCCUGGUGUGGUUCUUCUGCCCGCCAUCCCUAAGGGCUCAAUCCACCUAUGGGUCUUCAAGAAGCACUGCUCGUGCGCUUGAUGUGCUGCUCCAAGACUAUGCUUACAGGGCUUUUGUUCAUCCAAAGACAGGCAUUCCCUAUGAUGGGAUCGUUCCCUCAAAUUUUACUGGGAUCAAGAUUACUGCAGUGAGGUUCAGGAGCGGUAGCUUGUAUAGAAGAGGUUUCAAGAUGUACAAAGAGUUCCACAUUCCCAUUGGAGUUAUUGAGCAACCAUAUGUGAAGAGGCUUGUUUUGGUCUAUCAAAACUUGGGCAAUUGGUCUAUGGUUUAUUACCCAUUACCUGGUUAUACAUACUUAACUCCAGUGCUGGGUCUUCUUGCUUAUAGUGCUUCAAACUUGUCAGCUACAGGUUUACCAGAAUUGAAUGUAACAGCAACUGGUGAUCCCAUAUUAAUUAGGUUUCCGGAUGUGAAAUCACCCCCUCAUGGGGCUGUUACAAAAUGUGUUUGGUUUGAUUUGCAUGGUUACCACAAUUUCAGCAAUGUGGCAUCUGGUAAUACGUGUUCAACAAUCCAACAGGGGCAUUUCUCCAUUGUGCUCGAGUCUAUUGCUCCUUCUCCACAACCAAUCAAAGUUGGGAUAAUUGUUGGAUCUGUGCUCAGUGGAUUAGCGUUCUUGGUAUUAUUAACAUUGCUGGUUCUGUGGGUGCAGAAGUUCAAGCACCGGAAGAAAAUGCAACAGAUGGAGAGAGCUGCAGAUGUAGGAGAAGCCUUGCACAUGACAAUGGUUGGGAAUGCAAAAGCCCCUGUUGCAACGGUGACUCGAACACAACCAGUCCUUGAGAGUGAAUAUGCUCCCUGACUCCCACGAUGGGUACAAAGCUUCCACCGUCAUCCAAAUACCAUUAAUAUUCAAGUUCAAUUCCUGUAAUCAGAAAUUCUUCCAAAUCACACCUUUUUUGGGGGUGUCUCCUUUCACUUUUUAGGAUGUUGGUUUUUAGUGUGGUUAUUGAUAUAGGAUUUUUGUGUAAUCACUCACAUAGCGGUCCAUAGUUUUAUCAUUCAUUGUGGCGUGUAGUUCAAAGGGAUUUUAUAUGUGAUGAAUUUAGUUGUCCAAAUUGACAAGGAAUAAGAUUUUCUGAUGGCACAUUUCUCUUUU